AUGCCUAUGGAGCAAAUUCGGAAGCGUUUCAUAGAAGACGCCAACGUCUACCCUGAAUUCGCGAGGCAGCGCGCGUCGAACCCUAUCUCAGUCGCGUCUACUGGCUCAACCAGCUCUUCUCGCUCUGUUCCACCAGCGAAAAAAUCCGUCGAGAAGCGCAGCACGGUUAUCAUCUCCUCAGAUGAAGAAGACGAGCUCAGCGAUGAUUCGGACAACGACGUUGUCGAGGUAUCGGCACCAAAGCCGGUGAACAAGCCUGCGACCCAACCACCCUCCGCGCCACUCCAACCUCGUACGCAGAAUAUGGCACAACAACCUCAACCCCAGCCGCCUUCUGCAUCUCGACCGCAGCCCGACUACAACUUCGUUACAAAACCAGCCCAGCCUUCCAAACCGUCUCAACCUACCAAGCCUGCGGUCCCAAUUCACAUUCCUUCAAAUCGUGACCUAUAUGGCCAUGGCUUCGUCCCACAGCCAGCUCGGACAGCUGAAGUUCCUGGUGAUGGCGAAGAGGUCAAUGUUCCAGAUUUCCGGGACGAUAACACCUGGAUGAGUCGCGACGAAGCAGAGAAGGCACUCCGGGACCUCAUGGGCGGUGGCAUGAACCAAGAGCUUGACGACACGAUAGAAAUCGACGAGACUGAAGGCAUCGUCGAAGGAUUCAAGGAAGGGACUAAGUUGCUCCCCCAUCAGAUCUUAGGACGCGCAUGGAUGCGAGAUCGCGAAGAUUUGACGAAGAAGAGGACGGGAGGUAUUCUGGCUGAUGACAUGGGAUUGGGCAAGACGAUUCAGACCUUGACACGUAUCGUCGAAGGUAAACCACGGAAAACUGACAAGGCUGAAGGUUGGAGUGGGUCGACUCUUGUUGUGUGCCCUCUUGCCUUGGUUGGCCAAUGGGCCGAUGAAGUACAGAAGAUGACCGGCUUGAGAGUUUUGAAGCACCAAGGCACCAGCCGAACCACCGAUCCCGCUGUGCUACAAAGGAACCAUAUCGUCGUUACCACGUAUGACACCGUCAAGUCAGAAUAUGAGGCCUUUAGUCCAUCUGCGAAGGACGAGUCCAAGUCAUCCAAGUCAUCGGCCAAGAAGAAAAAAGACGAUUCGGAUGACGAUUCUUCUGAAGCGGAGACCUUUGGACGUACAGUCGCGAAGAAGGGAAAGGCCAAAGCCCCAGUGAAGAAGUGUGCACUUUAUGGUGUCAAAUGGUGGCGCACUGUUCUGGACGAGGCACAUAACAUCAAGAAUGUCAAGACGAAGGGUGCUAUUGCGUGCUGCGAGCUCCAAAGCAAGUUCCGGUGGUGUCUUACUGGUACGCCAAUGCAGAACAACGUUGCGGAACUCUACUCUCUUAUCAAGUUCCUCCGCAUCAAGCCGUUGUCUAACUGGGAAACAUUCAACAUGCAAAUCGCAAAGCCUGUCAGCAACGGCAGAGGGGCAGGCCGUGCCAUGAAGCGUCUGCAAGUCGUCCUUAAGCAGAUCAUGCUUCGUCGGCGGAAGGACCAGACCCUCAAUGGGAAGGUUCUCAUUGAGCUGCCGAAGCGACAGGUUGAAGUCGUCUCAUGCGAGUUUGAUCCCUCUGAGAAGGAGUUCUACGAUGCUCUGGAGACGAAGAUGGAGAGUGUGAUCGAGAAGCUCAUGGCCAAUUCAAAGGGCGGCAGCAGCUACAUCGGUGUACUUACCCUCUUGCUGAGGCUUCGUCAGGCCUGCAAUCAUCCUAUAUUGGUUACGAAGGACUACAAGAACGACUCCGACGCCUUGGAGCCCAAAGCCGUGGAGAAGGGCAAGGAUGACCAUGACCUAGAUGCUGAUGACCUUAUCGCUGCCUUCGGGCAGAUGGGUGUCGUAAAGAAGUGUGCAAUGUGCACCAUCGAGCUUCAUUCAAGCAACACAGGCGAAGAGCCCUGGAACACACAUUGCCGUGACUGCGUUCCUCUCGCUAUUCAAGCCGAGAGGGCGGAAAGAGAAAGGCCCUCGUCUGCGAAGAUCAGAAUGGUCCUGAAACUCCUGCGACAGGUUGACAAGCGGUCGGGCUCAUCUGAAAAGACCAUCAUCUUCUCUCAGUUCACAAGUAUGCUUGAUCUGCUCGAGCCAUUCCUGUCAGAGCAAGGUAUCAGAUACGUGCGAUAUGAUGGCUCAAUGGCUCCGAAGGACCGCGAGGCCGCCUUAGACAAGAUCAAAACUCACGAUUCGACUCGAGUCAUUCUGAUCUCCUUCAAAGCUGGUAGCACUGGUCUCAAUCUGACUGCUUGCAACAACGUGAUUCUUGUCGACCUCUGGUGGAAUCCUGCCCUUGAGGAUCAAGCGUUCGACCGUGCUCACCGCUUCGGGCAGAAGCGAGAUGUCAAUAUCUUUAAGCUCAAGAUAGAUGGAACUGUCGAAGACCGCAUCCUCAUCUUGCAGGAGAAGAAACGCGCUUUAGCUGCUGCCGCUCUAAGCGGGGACAAGAUCAAGAAUAUGCGCCUCGGCAUGGACGACCUCCUGGCUCUUUUCCGACCGGGAGGAAGGGACGAAGACGAGGAUGACGAUUGA
This is a messenger RNA of Cyclocybe aegerita, 2529 nucleotides long. The record is from the annotation of a GenBank genome assembly. Lineage: Eukaryota; Fungi; Basidiomycota; Agaricomycetes; Agaricales; Hemipholiotaceae.